Molecule: messenger RNA, 1033 nt
Organism: Brassica oleracea var. oleracea
Lineage: Eukaryota; Viridiplantae; Streptophyta; Magnoliopsida; Brassicales; Brassicaceae
Product: chlorophyll a-b binding protein 1, chloroplastic-like
Exons: 1
Coding region: 76-876 (266 amino acids)
Biological process (GO): photosynthesis, light harvesting in photosystem I; response to light stimulus
Cellular component (GO): chloroplast thylakoid membrane; plastoglobule; chloroplast envelope
Source: RefSeq, a predicted model, not a curated record
CCGACCAUUCUCAAUCACUCUCACCGGUCACAAAAAAAAAAACAUAAAAACAAAAAAAGAAGAAGAAAAGUUCUAAUGGCUGCCUCAACCAUGGCUCUGUCCUCCCUCGCCUUAGCCGGAAAGGCUGUGAAGCUCUCACCAGGAGCCUCCGAAGUGUUUGGAACCGCCCGUGUCACCAUGCGCAAAACCGUCAAACCCACCGGUCCAUCAGGCAGCCCAUGGUACGGAUCCGACAGGGUUAAGUACUUGGGUCCAUUCUCCGGCGAGCCCCCAAGCUACCUCACCGGAGAGUUCCCCGGUGACUACGGAUGGGACACCGCUGGUCUAUCCGCUGACCCGGAGACCUUUGCAAGAAACCGUGAGCUAGAAGUUAUCCACUGCAGAUGGGCCAUGCUUGGAGCCCUAGGAUGCGUUUUCCCUGAGCUAUUGGCUCGUAACGGAGUGAAGUUCGGAGAGGCUGUUUGGUUCAAGGCCGGUUCGCAGAUCUUCAGCGAAGGAGGGCUCGACUACUUGGGCAACCCGAGCUUGGUCCACGCUCAGAGCAUCUUAGCCAUUUGGGCUACUCAGGUGAUCCUCAUGGGAGCUGUUGAGGGUUACAGAGUCGCUGGAGACGGACCAUUGGGAGAAGCAGAGGACUUGUUAUACCCAGGUGGUAGCUUCGACCCAUUGGGCCUCGCUGCUGACCCAGAAGCGUUCGCGGAGUUGAAGGUGAAGGAGAUCAAGAACGGAAGGUUGGCUAUGUUCUCCAUGUUUGGAUUCUUCGUUCAGGCAAUCGUUACCGGAAAGGGACCGUUGGAGAAUCUCGCUGACCAUUUGGCUGAUCCAGUCAACAACAACGCAUGGGCUUUCGCCACCAACUUCGUCCCCGGAAAGUGAGCGAGUUGAAGCUUAGCAAGAGAAAGAGAGUUCGUUUGUGAUGUUUCUUUUAAGUAAAUUUGUGAAAUUUCCAUUGUCGUACCAUUGUAUUAUUUAUCAGACAUUGAACCUCUUUUUCUCAACUCUGUUGGCGUUUUAACAAAAGACUCUUAAUGAA